Messenger RNA from Closterium sp. NIES-65, 2811 nucleotides. The record is from the annotation of a GenBank genome assembly. NCBI's taxonomy places the organism in Eukaryota, Viridiplantae, Streptophyta, Zygnematophyceae, Desmidiales, Closteriaceae.
AUGGGUGGGGUUCACACCUACCCCAGCGGCAACACCUCAGUGCAGCGCGUGGGGCGCAUGGUGAGCAUGCUGUACACGCCCGCCACCAGCUUCCCAUCUUCCCUGUCCCCAUCGCCCCCAUCUCCCCCAUCUCCCCUCCACAUCCCCCAUCUCCCCCAUCCCACCCAGUUCACCUACCCCAGCGGCAACACCACGGUGCAGCGCGUGGGGCGCAUGGUGAGCAUGCUGUACACGCCCGCCACCAGCUUCUACCACUCCAUCAUCGAGUGGGUGCCGCAGUGGCUCGUGCUGAGAGAACUGUUGCAGGAGCACCCCAACAUUCUCAUUGUCAUGCGCGCUGCUCAGGUGAGCGCGCUGCUCAGAUGUGAGGCGAGGCAGUACACCAGCUUCUACCACUCCAUCAUCGAGUGGGUGCCGCAGUGGCUCGUGCUGAGGGAACUGCUGGAAGAACAUCCCAACAUCCUUAUCGUGAUGCGCGCUGCUCAGCUGCAGCUGUACAACAGCACGUUGAAGCACAUAGUGGGAGUGGAGCCAGCGCACAUGAACCUGCUCGUGCUUGAUUGGCAGCACCGCAACACCCUCUUCCUUGCACAGGCGCUUUACCAGCCUGUCUACCGCUGCUGCGGCCGGGCCACACCCACCAUCUGGCGCUUCCUCCGCCGAAACUUUUUCCUUCCGCCCGACGGGCUGCCCAUUUUCGAGCCCGAAACUUUCCGCCUCCGCCGAACCUCCCCACUAAGCUACCAAGACAUAACAGACUUACUUAGCCAGCGUGAGGAGCAGCAGUCACAACAUCCCCGGCGGCUCGACGUGCUUAAGCCCGGACCUGUGCCGAGCCUUGCGGAGACGUUUGGGAUGACGACGGGGCUGAACUGGGUGACGAUCCUGGUUCGGAGGCCCGGAAAUCUGUCGAGGAAUUUGGAGGAGAGUGUGUAUGAGAGGGUGGAGGGGUGGAUGAGGAAGGAGUUUGGGGAGAGGCGAGUGGUGGUGUUUGAUGGAAGUCUGCGUCUCAUGGAAGCCCGGGCUCUCUUCCGCCGAGCCGCCCUAUUGGUCGGCACGCACGGGGCCGCCCUGACCAACCUCCUCUUCAUGCCACGUGGCGCCUUCCUACUGGAAAUCCGCCCCCGGGGUUACCCCAACGCGUGUUACCACCACCUAGCCAGCGUGUCGCAGAUGCACUAUUGGCUGCUGCUGGGGAAUGGGACAAAAGACUCCGCCCUGCAAGUGGACACAGGGGAGGUGUUAUCUACGAUAAGGGAAGUUGCUGGGAAGGUGUUUGCUGCUCUGAGGGGAGAGCCGAAAGACGUGGGGGAGAGAUUGGGGGAGAGAGCAAAAGGGGGAGAGGAAGGGACGGAAAAGAAAACAAAGGAGGGGAGCAUUGCAGGGGUAAAGAUCGGAGGGAAAGAGAUUGGCAGCAGUGGUGGUGCCGCUGCCAACAAAUCCGCGCUGCUCUCUCCCACGUCCUGCUCAAACCUGCCUCAGUUCGGCCGCAUGCUGAGAUCGGCGCUCUCAGAGGCGCCCGUGAAAGGCGGGCUGCAGGCCGCAGGGGAUGCGCGGUGGCGGCGGUGGGUUGGGGGGGAGGCGGAGUGGCGAAUGGGCGGGACUCUGUUUGUGCCUCUGACGCACCAGACCACCAACGUGGCACACUUUCUAGGCAAGGCGGCACAUAUUCUUCUCGUGAACAACGUGACAGUUAAGAGCGGCCUGCCACGUGUCGAUCGGUUCUUGCUCCCCCGUGCCGACUGGACCGUGCACAGAAUGAAGGAGCACGGACCACACGGCUGGCUGCCAUCAAUGCUGCACCUCCUCCUCCGCAUGGCACUCGAGCCUCUCCUCCCCACCUCCCUCCUCCCCUCCCUCCUCGCCUCCAUCUCGCCUUCCUCCCUCCUCUCCCCCGGCCCUCUGGCUGGAGGGCGGGUGGAGUUUGAGGGGCAGUUGAAUGCUGCAAGCGAUGAGAGGCCCAUGUGCUUCCAGACACUCGUGGUGCCCGGAUUUCUCAAGGGUGAGUUUGAGGGGCAGUUGAAUGCAGCCAGCGAUGAGAGGCCCAUGUGCUUCCAGACCCUUGUUGUGCCUGGCUUUCUUAAGGUACGCCUGUCUUCCCUCAUCAAGGCCAUCACAUUCAAUGGCAUGGCGGAGGAGGCAGAGCUGGUGAGGCAGCGACUGAGAGAGGUGUUUCUCUUUUCACCUCUCCCCCGCAUUCCAACUCUGACCUUCCUGCACCUCAACUGCCCCCUCCCACUCCCCAUCCCUCCAGGCCAUCACAUUCAAUGGCAUGGCGGAGGAGGCAGAGCUGGUGAGGCAGCGACUGAGAGAGGUGUUUCUCUUUUCACCUCUCCCCCGCAUUCCAACUCUGACCUUCCUGCACCCAACUGCCCCCUCCCACUCCCCAUCCCUCCAGGCCAUCACAUUCAAUGGCAUGGCGGAGGAGGCAGAGCUGGUGAGGCAGCGAUUGAGAGAGGUUGCCUCUUGCCGCUUCCUUCCUUCAAUUACCCCUUGUACCUCACCAACUCCCCACAUCUCUCCCUUCCCCUCCAGGCCAUCACAUUCAACGGUAUGGCGGAGGAGGCAGAGGUGGUGAGGCAGCGACUGAGGGAGGUGUUUCUCACUCCCGACGGCCAACCGGUGCCCGAUAUCAUGGCCGCGAGCUCUGGUGGUGGUGGAAGUGCUGGUGCGAUCGAAUGUGUGUAUAAGUGUGUGGGUUGGGGAGGUGUAUAUGGCAUCAAUGCAUGGGUCACGGGUGCAGCUGCUGUCUGUGACGCGCAACGACACCAUGACGACUGGGAGGAGGGUCAUGCACGCAGUGACUUCUGA